This is a messenger RNA of Odontomachus brunneus, 1524 nucleotides long. It is a transcript of the gene Fam92, whose product is annotated as protein FAM92A. The coding region runs from base 169 to 1131 and encodes 320 amino acids. The record is from RefSeq and is a predicted model, not a curated record. Lineage: Eukaryota; Metazoa; Arthropoda; Insecta; Hymenoptera; Formicidae. Gene Ontology annotation, biological process: cilium assembly. The transcript is spliced from 7 exons. Gene Ontology annotation, cellular component: ciliary transition zone; ciliary basal body.
GCGACAUAACUUCACCAGCAACGGUUCACCACCACCUGUCAGUAGGCAGGCAACUGUCACCGUCCGUAUACAGGAGAACAGACGAUCGAAGGUGUUCCCAGUUUUACAAGAGAUAUCGCGCUUCGUAUCUAGUAAUUCAUGGAAUACUUCAUUGAAGAAUAAGAAGAAAUGCUUCGAAUACGCUCGCAAAGCAGCGUGUGCGAGCAAGAAGCCAAGUUCGUCCAGGAUCGUAUAACGGGUGUAGAGAAGCACUUCGCCGAGCUAUGCACAAUAUUCGCAGCGUUCACCAGGAAAACAGCCAGACUACGCGACAAAGGCGACGAGCUGGCUAAGAUAAUACAUAUCUAUGCCGACUCGGAGACUGUGAAUCGAUCUUUGAGUACCGGACUCACCAACUUCUCCGAGACAUUAUCGGUCAUAGGUGAUUAUAGAGAUGCAGAAGUGCAAAGAUUGGACGCGAAAGUGGUCGCUCCCCUUUCGCAGUAUGCGACGAUUUGUAAACACGCUCGCGACGACGUCAAGAACACCUUUUCGGCGCGCGACAGGGAACUCGCGAGGCGAAGGCACUUGGACAAAGUCCGGGAGAGGAACCCUAGGAACCGUCAAAUGAUAUCGCAAGCGGAGUCGGAGCUGAUGAAAGCAUCCGUCGAGGUGUCUCGAGUGGUGAAAGGAUUGGAGGAGCAGAUCGACUCGUUCGAGCGACGAAAGUUACACGAUCUAAAGUCCAUAUUGUUGGACUUCGUCACGGUGGAGCUGAGCUUUCACACGAAAGCGCUCGAACUUUUGACCAAGGCGUAUCAGGACGUCGCGGCUAUCGACGAGAUUAAAGAUCUCGAGGAAUUCAGGGAGGUGAUGCGAGUUUCCGACUCCGUCGCAAGACUGGACACAGUGGGCAGAACUUCUUUUCGACAAGCCUACUCGUUAACGAACUUGGCUAGCCGAUUCAUAUCUUCUCCCAUGACGUCGCAAAAAUCGGCUAACCGAGGAGCCGAGUCCGCUGAUUCCGUACGAACAGGCUUCACAAAUUCGUCCGAAUCGGUUCAAGUGGAAGAAUACGCCGACAGCACGGAAGAAACGGAAUCGGAAUCAAUUCAAGACAAGCCUGUGAGAACUAGGCAUAAAUCCAUGUAAUCUUUAAUUGCUCCUUUAACUCCUUGCCUUCCUAUCCUUCUAGAGAACAUUGUCGGGGCAUCUCGGAUAUAAAGUAAAGAAACGUUUCGUAAUCAAACCGGUUCCAGCAAUUCCUACAUACAAGAAGUCCUUAAUAUCGUCAAUUAUUUAUCCUCAUUAUCUACCUCCUAAACUGAAUCAGACAAAGUGAUUUUUGUACACUUUACCAUAUAUUUCUCUCUUACUUAAAGAAUAUUCAUUAUGUUGUAUGCUAUGUGUGUAUAUAUAUACUAAUUUAGAUAUUUAUAAAUGCACAAAAUUAUCUCUAAUAAGAUCAAAUGCAGCGAAAUAUCUUAUCACAAAGAAGGGGAUAUUAUAACUGUUCCUAUAUAUAAAGAUUGAUAUUGAGAAACA